AUGUAUAUUGAAUCUCAACAAAGAAUCAACUUGAUUGCAUGGGUGACAUCCGAGUCAACAAGAGAAACAAUCAUUCCAACCCUAGAUUUUCAAAAACCACCAAAUUUGUUGAGAAGUCUAAGCCCAGGCCAAAGCCAGUUAAGCCCCUUGAAGCCUAAGGCUAAUGAGGAUGUUGUGGAAGUUGCUGAGACACUAUACAAUACAAUGGAAAUUGAUGAGCCAAACCAGGAGGACAUUCUCAUCCAAUUGCUAUUUGCAAACCGACGUACAAAUCUCCAUGUUAUGCAGGCUUGCCUCAAUCAGACGACUCCACAUGAUCGCGAUGAAGUCACAGAGAUGUCCAAGGACAAGAAGUUUCUGGACAUUCUCAAGGAAAAUAUUGACAGCUAUGGGGAUAAAGUUACAGAAUGGCAAGCAACUAACCCUGAUGAUCAAGGUGUCUUAACCUACUGCCUCCAAGCACUCACAGAAUACAUCAAGUGCACUGUCAAUAUUUUCCUUGAGAAUGUCCAGAAACUUCUUGUCCUUGGACAUCUCUGUGACUUCAUCGCGAUCAUGUGGAGUCGUCUGAUUGAGGCAAGCCUGCAUAACACGGAGAUUUGUCCAUCCAUUGAAUGUAUUUGA
This is a messenger RNA of Suillus clintonianus, 624 nucleotides long. RefSeq lists its product as uncharacterized. The coding region runs from base 1 to 624 and encodes 207 amino acids. The transcript has 9 exons. The record is from RefSeq and is a predicted model, not a curated record. NCBI's taxonomy places the organism in Eukaryota, Fungi, Basidiomycota, Agaricomycetes, Boletales, Suillaceae.